UUUUGAAAGUGUUUAAGGCUGCAUAACAUCUCCAUUUGUGUUUGACUUAAGAAAUGAAGUCAUGAAGGUUUGGAACAACAUGAGCGUUUGUGUGAGAGAGACACCGAGUGUGAGGGGGAGGGGGGAGUGUCGGCUGUCACCGUUCUCUCGGUGCACGCGCGCUGUGUCCGACUCUCGCUGGAAGUUUGAGCGUCUCGAGCGCUCCACGGAAUUAACGGCAGCAGCACGAGCGCGUUAAGCUGCGCGGGGCCGCGAGCGGAUUGUCCACCAUCUCACCGGGAACAUGAACAUGGCACUGAACAGGUCGCCCUCUGCCACGGAAAAUUGGAACGGGGCUCCCGAGCGCAUGCGUGUUUCAGCCAUGAGGAGUGAGUCCUCUUCAAUGCAGAGUGAGAAACUCCGCUGUCUUGCCCGAGAUAUCUCUGAACUGGGCCAGCAGGGCAUGGCCAGCAGUGGGCAUGAUGCCAGUGACAUUGCCGAGGACACGGUGGAGCCAGGCCCUGGUCCAGGAGGAGGGCUGUGUUUUGCAGAUGGCCGAAGAAGAGUGGACUACGUUCUUGUUUAUCACUGCAAGAGACGUCAGUUCCAACACCGCCUCUCUGUUGUCUCUAACGGUAACGUGCCAUCUCAAAGCCCCACCCCUUCACGCAGGAGUACGAAGGGUGAAAUUUCGGAGGCGGUGCUGGAGGCGGGGCUUGAGAUGGAACCCGCCAAUGGACUAAAAAAUAAAAUCAGGGAGGAAUUUGAAAGAAGACUUCAGGAGGAAGGCUUGGAGAUUGAACAUGACAAAGAGAUGAGGACAGUCCGGUUUACUCGUCUUCAUGUUCCCUGGUCUGUUCUCAGUCGUGAAGCAGAACUUCUUAAGAUCAGAGUGCCCACUAAAAAGACGUAUCGACUGAAAGAGAAGACGGGGCUCAUAAGCUCGUUUUGGACGAAGAUCAAUCAGCCGUUCCAGCCGGGCGUACCAGAGCCCCAGGACCCACGCACACGUGUCCUAUCCCAACCGUUCAGCAGAGACAAGCUACACCUAUUUGAUAUAAAGUCAAAAAACAGCUUGUUCAGCAAUGCAAUACGAGGUCGAAUUGUUUAUGAAAUUUUGAGGCGCACAGCCUGCACACAGACCUGUCAAACCAUGGGCAUUUCGUCACUGCUAGCCAAAGGGGUUUAUGAUUCCGCCUUCCCUCUACAUGAUGGAGACUUUGACAGCUCAGAAGAUAGAGAGAAUCGCAACGACAGACAGAUGUUGCAUGAGGAAUGGGCCAAUUAUGGCGCUUUCUACAAAUUUCAGCCAAUGGACCUUAUCAGGAAGUACUUUGGAGAGAAGAUUGGCCUGUAUUUUGCCUGGUUGGGAGUGUACACACAGCUGCUGAUUCCUGCCUCAGCUUUAGGAGUCGCAGUAUUCCUGUAUGGCUGCUUCACCGUAGACACCAAUGUGGCCAGUCAAGAGAUGUGCGAUGAGCGUCUUAAUUUCACCAUGUGUCCUCUAUGUGAUCGUGUAUGUGAUUACUGGCAGCUGAGCAGUAUCUGCAGUACUGCACGUGCCAGCUAUCUGUUUGAUAACCACGCCACCGUGGGCUUCGCCAUCUUUAUGUCCCUCUGGGCGGCAGUGUUUCUAGAACACUGGAAGAGGAGGCAGAGAUGUCUACAGCACAGCUGGGAUCUUACCGGCAUGGAAGAUGAUGAGGAAAGGGCUGAGAAUGAGCUACGACCAGCAUAUGAGGACUUUCUUCUUAAGAAAAAAGAGAAGGCAGCAAAGAAUAAGAAGAAGGAAGAGCCGGACGCAGGAACAGAUGACAAAGGAAGAGAGAAGCUACUGUCUGCUAAAGGAGGGCAGUCACCGCUUGCCUCAGAGUCUUUGUCAUGGACGGACCGGAUGCCAGGAUAUUGCAUCAACAUAUCCUCUAUCCUCCUUAUGGUUGGGGUCACAUUCUCUGCCGUGUCUGGAGUAAUUCUCUACCGCAUCAUUGUGUUUGCUGUUAUGUCAAUGAACCCUGAUCACGAGGCCAAGGCUAAUGUGCGUGUUACAGUGACAACCACUGCUGUCAUCAUCAACUUGCUGGUGGUUCUGGUGCUGGAUGAGAUCUACGGUGCUAUAGCGGCCUGGAUUACAGAGCUUGAGAUUCCAAAGACUGAAGCGACAUUUGAGGAGCAUGUGAUCUUGAAAGCUUUUUUGCUGAAGAGCAUGAAUUCAUUUGCACCUGUCUUCUAUGUGGCCUUCUUUAAGGGCAGGUUUGCCGGUCGUCCUGGUGACUAUGUUUAUGUCUUUAAGGAUUUCCGCAUGGAAGAGUGUUCUCCAGGUGGCUGUCUUAUUGAAGUGUGUAUUCAGCUGGGAAUCAUUAUGCUGGGGAAGCAGCUUAUUCAGAAUAAUGUGUUUGAAAUUGCCAUUCCAAAGCUGAAGAAGAUGUAUCGCACGUAUAAGGAGGAGAAAGAUGGAUCGGCAGAUGAGGAGGACAAAGACUCCAAACGAGAACCGCAGCGCUGGGAUUUGGACUAUGAUCUGGAGCCAUAUGAGGGUUUAAGCCCAGAGUACAUGGAGAUGGUUAUUCAGUAUGGAUUUGUCACACUCUUUGUGGCCUCCUUCCCGCUGGCACCAGUAUUCGCUCUGCUCAAUAACGUCAUUGAAAUCCGACUAGAUGCGGCAAAAUUCGUCACUGAAAUACGCCGACCUGAUGCAGUCAGUGCUAAAGAAAUUGGCAUAUGGUACAACAUCUUGAGUGGAAUCAGCAAGUUUGCUGUCAUUACAAAUGCAUUUGUGAUUUCCUUUACAUCGGAGUUCAUUCCUCGGAUGGUGUAUCAGUAUUUGUACAGUGAAACAGGCACCAUGCAUGGUUUUACCAACCACACACUGGCUUAUUUCAACACAAGCAACUUUAAGCCUGGUACUGCGCCGCAUGACACUGAUUUUGACAGACAACUCCGUAUUUGCAGGUACAAAGACUAUCGAGAUCCACCCUGGUCUCCUGAGUCUUACCAGCUUUCUAAGCAGUACUGGUCUGUGCUCGCUGCACGCCUGGCUUUUGUUAUUUUUUUCCAGAACUUGGCCAUGUUCCUCAGUAUGUUGGUGGCAUGGUUGAUCCCAGACGUGCCUCGUUCUCUGAAGGAGCAGCUGAAGAGAGAGAAAACACUCCUGAUGGAUCUUCUGCUCUCCGAGGAGACAGACAAGCAAUGCACCCAGUCACACCCACUGACGACUAGCAACAUUGAUGUAGUCAUCAAGGGUUUAGAGGAAGAGGAGGAGCUGCCUGUCUGCAGUGGGGUAAUGCUAAGCCAGUCAGAUGAAGAGCUAAAAGAGGAGCUGCCUAUCUGCAGUGGGGUAAUGCUAAGCCAGUCAGAUGAAGAGCUAAAAGAACUAAAAGAACUUCGGAUGACCAAUGAAGAGGAGGAUGAGCUUGAGGUAAAAUCAGCAGAGGAACCCAUUGCAUCCACCAGUGAUCUGCCUAAUGAUAAACCUCGACCUUCGACCUGUGAAAGUCUUAAUACAACUUCAGAGUCCCUGUCUAAGAUAGCCUGUCAUGAUGAAUUACCUACUACACCAUCAGCAUGUUCAAGCCAGUCCGUUCAAUCAAUCAAAUCCAGCUCACUAUCACGGCACUGGGAGUUUGACUCGAAUGGACCUCCACCUCGAGACCCAAGUUGCAAGGCAAAGAGCCGUUGCCAAACACUUCCACCAAGGCCUGGAGGUCCUGAAGCUGAAGAGCGUGCAACCAGACCCAGCCACUCCACCACAUUCACACACCUUGACCAGAAAGUUCCUCUAUCUCCUAUGGAACUGAUCAGGAACAUCCCUAGAGCACUGUCUACAACCAAGCCCUCUGGAAGCCAAGCAUCUGUCUCAGAUUCACUGGAUUCAGAGCUCAUGGGCAGCCCUUCGAUAGCACUUCCUCGCCCACCGUCCAGACCAGAGCUUGCUAGCGGCCUUUUGACAGUCUUGCCACGUCCUCCUUCGAAACCGGAGCUCGUGGGCAGCCAGCCAACAGGACUACCACGGCCUCCCUCCAAACCUGAGCUGUUGGGAAGCUCAAUGAAAGGGCUUCCCCCUCGUGAUCCAGGCUUGAAAGUUAAAGGUCGAUGCCAGACUCUUCCUUCGAAGUAUAGAGGCUCAGAGACUCCAGAGGAGACGUCAACCAAACCUAGCCAUUCCACCACCUUCACACACCUCAGUCAACAGAUUCCACCUUCACCCAGUGAUCUCAAACGUAACACUCCUGUAUGAGUGUGACAAGACAAAGUGGAGAAACACUCCACCUCUUCAGCACCUUGCAUCCAAUCACUUUCAGUGCCAGGCAACCCAUGCCAUCAACAACUCAUCUUUGACUCUUAUUAAUGACUGAACGAGCAUCUUUGGUAACUCUGGAUGUAGAUCAAUUGUUGAUGGCUUGGUGGAGGUUCACUUGGUUGCUAACGGGAUCCGGUUGAUUGACAAGGGGGACUUCUUUUGCACAGAAUCAUCAACUCAUUAUGCUUGUGCAUUCUGGAUAUUCUGCUAUUCUUCUAGAGCCAUUUGACAUGGCUUGAUGACUCUUAAACUGUCUUAUACUGUGACUUGCCAUUCUCUCUUUCACAUAUAAACACUUGUACAGACACACACAACAAAUCUCAUCCAAAUCUUGGACCAGAACAGGUGAGAAAACAGAGAGGGGAUUAGGAAUAUGGGCCAAAGGGCUUUGCAGUCCAUACUGAUGCUACUCAGCAAGUGGAACUUUCAUUUCAUGGUGUUGUUAACAUGUACUUAACCAGAAUAAUAACUAAAUGUGAACUUCUUAACAUAAUACUUCAGCUUCAAAAUAAGCCAACUUGUUUGUGGAAUUGUCUUUUUGUCGUUGGUGGCAACAUCUGUAGUGUCUCAUCCACAUGACAAGUUAGCAUGUAGUUUGGCAGUUAGCAUGCUCAUAACAUGAUAAAGAAAUGUGAUGUUGAAAUGGAUUCAUAAGACUUGCAAAGCCAAUUGCACUGUACAUUGCAAAUACACUGUAGUGAUUUACAAAAAUCCCAUUUAGCACUAUGCUAGCACAGCUAAAGCUAAUGUAAAGCAUGCUAUAUUCACUGUGAAGAGGUUUUCAGGGAUUUAGACCCAGUCAUCAAUAUUAAAUCAUUCCCCACCAGGAAAAAAGGUAUGAAUGCACACAGGCCACGUGCACACUGCCAAGUUUUUGAAGUGUCACCCGCAUUUAUUUUCGGGAAUGAAUCGCUAAGUUAUCAUUCCAAUCGUUAAGCUAUCAUUCCAAAUGUGUACAGAAUGCAGGUGUCAAUCCUACUACCCAAAACAAGCAAUAGUUGACGUCUCGCAGCUGUAAACGAGAACUAGUUUAGCCUGUUUGGUGUUUUCUAUUUUCCACAAACUAAUAUUAACGUGCUGAGUUUAUUAGCAUCUGGUCAUUUUGAAUACGUCAUUAGUUGUCACUAAAAACCCAACUCUGUGUGUACAAAAUAGGAUUAAAGGAUUAGUUAACCCAAAAUGGAAAUGUCAUCAUUUACUCACCCUGAUGUCGUUCCAACCAAUAUUUUCUUUCAUCCCUGGAACACAAAAUAAGAAAUUCUGUUGAGUGAUAUAAUAAAAUUGGAUUGGAUAGCCUAUUUAUACUUUAUACAAUCUAAAAAGUACCAAAAGCACCAUAAAAGUAGUCCAUAUGACUGUAUGGUUGUACGGUAUGCUGUAUUCUGAAGUCAUUCAACAGCUUGUGUAACAAUCAAACAAAAAUUUUGGGGUGAACUAUUAAAACAACUGGAGUGACAACUGUAUUUAGCUGCAGUGUGGGCAUGGCCACUGUGUAUUAAACUCUGUGUUGAGUGGCAGGUGUGUAUGAUAUGCAUUGUGCUACCAGGAAUCCAUUAGCUAAGAACAGUUACAAACCAGCAUUCACAUAGAACAUUAUCCAUGUUACAGUAUUUCUAGAAAUCUUGAGAAACUUUGAAAUAUUUUGAUAUUAUAAUAAAAAAAAAAGACUGUUCAUAAUAAAAACUGGAAAGGAA
This is a messenger RNA of Megalobrama amblycephala (Wuchang bream), 5970 nucleotides long. It is a transcript of the gene ano2a, whose product is annotated as anoctamin-1. Gene Ontology annotation, molecular function: protein dimerization activity; chloride channel activity. The record is from RefSeq and is a predicted model, not a curated record. Gene Ontology annotation, cellular component: plasma membrane. The transcript is spliced from 28 exons. Gene Ontology annotation, biological process: chloride transmembrane transport. Lineage: Eukaryota; Metazoa; Chordata; Actinopteri; Cypriniformes; Xenocyprididae. The coding region runs from base 284 to 4213 and encodes 1309 amino acids.